ACCACAAGCUGCAGCAGUGCAAACAGAAAUAGAGUGAGUACACAAGUUCUGACAUAUAGCACACGCUUGACUCAUGAUAAGAUCAGUAACCUGCAUUAUUUCUCAUUUGAUUGUUAUUAAUAUUAAAAGAACAAAGUUGUUUCUGUUGAGGAGUAUGCUCAAAGGCCCCCGGCCUGACUGUUUUCUGUGAGAUGGAACUGUUCAGGACGACAAUACUUCUGCCAGUUCUGGUCCUCUCUCAAGCCUUUCUAAAUAAAGACCACUCUGUUCCGGGGAACUUCUCUGGGUCGAGAGAGACUGAUGAGCAGCAGACAUCCAAUCUAACCAUAUCUCACCCCCUCAGGCUAUCUCAGCACUGCUCUGGGGUUGUCGAGGUGCUCCAUCGAGGGCUGUGGAGGCCAGUGACCUUUGACCUUGGGUCUGCAGAGUGGGCCAAAGUGGUGGAGGACAUAUGUACCAACCUGAGCUGCGGGGCAGUGUACGAGCGCCGACAGAAUGGCACAGCUACAUUAAACUACUCCAGCUCAACGUGUCUGAGCCAGUGUGUCUACAGAGACCUACUGGUGGAGAACUGUACAGAGCUCUCAUACACAGACUGCUCUAACCUGACUGAGAUAACCUGUGGGCACCAGGCCGUGCGAUUGGUUGGAGGCUCACACCACUGUGAAGGACGGGUGGAGUUGUGGAGAGAGGAAAAAUGGGGAACGGUGUGUGACGAUAAUUGGGACCUGAGAGAUGGGGGCGUGGUCUGUGCUCAAUUGGGCUGUGGCCCUGCCCUAAAUGUGAGUGGGCAGGACGGGUCCUUUGAAGCGGGUGUUGGUCUGGUUCUCUUAGAUGAGGUGAACUGUGGGGGGAGCGAGAGGAACCUAUGGGAGUGUCCAUCCCUGGGGACAGUCAACGACUGUGGACACAAAGAGGACGCUGCAGUGGUUUGUUCAGGAAUUCCAUCUCAACCAGGCAACGAGACGGCAGAACAGUACACCCAGACUUCAACCACAGCAGGCUCAGUUCUACUAGUCACCAGUGCAGAGAGCCGGUCCUCUCCUCCCGUAGCUGCUGUCUGGGGCUGCAUCGCAUUGUCUAUAGCCCUCCUCCUAACACUCCUCUCCAAUGCUUCACUCUUCCUGUCUUACAGGAGGAGAGCUGCACUUCUGGUUCACCAAAGACAAGAUGGCCGUCUGCUGUCCAUCCAGUCUCAACACACUGACCGAGGGGAGAGAGUCAACCUCCUCACAGUCACCACAGACACAGCUGAUUACACUCCACAGUACCUUUCCCAACAACCCACUCAGAAUGACACCGAUGCCUCAUGUGACUCUGACUAUGAAAACUAUGACUUCAAUGACCAACCCUCUGUUGCCAUGGCUACUGCACUUGUCAGGGUCCUUGACAAUGGAGUAAGCACAAGCAGAGAGCCAUGUGAAACCACGCAGACAGCAGAGACUUCUGACAAUCCUGAGAAAUAUAAUAUUGUUGCUGAGACAAUCAACGGCAUUGAGAGAAAAAACCCUGCCACCCAAAGUCUGCAUUCGCUGGUGUCAUCCAGCACGUCUUCUGGGGAAUGCUAUGAGAACAUUGAGACACUGGAGAAGGAGCUGCUGGACUCAGAUUUGAGAGAAACUGCCCUCACAGACUUGAUCUGUGGAAGAGAGCCAUCCAUGGGAUCAAGUAGCAGUACAUCAUCAGGGGAAUCCUACUACAACGUGGGGAUGGCAGUGGAACAGCAUCUACAGUCAGAGAACACCUAUACACAUUCCCCUGUGCAAUCAGCCAGUGCACACCAGGAUCAGCAACAGCCUGUGAACAGCAACUGCCACCUACUGAGCAGUCAAAAUCAAGAAGAUUCAAGCAGCUCAUCUUCCUCUGAGCUUUAUGAGAACAUUGAAGUCCAAGAUGAAGAGGGGAUUGGUGAUGUUACCGUGAAGGAAGUCCCGGACCAGUCUCUUUCUGACAGUGACUACGAUGACAUAACAAAUUACUAG
This is a messenger RNA of Oncorhynchus tshawytscha (Chinook salmon), 1982 nucleotides long. Its product is annotated as T-cell differentiation antigen CD6. Lineage: Eukaryota; Metazoa; Chordata; Actinopteri; Salmoniformes; Salmonidae. The record is from RefSeq and is a predicted model, not a curated record. Gene Ontology annotation, cellular component: membrane. The transcript has 13 exons. Bases 192 to 1982 code for a protein of 596 amino acids.